Molecule: messenger RNA, 562 nt
Organism: Nilaparvata lugens (brown planthopper)
Lineage: Eukaryota; Metazoa; Arthropoda; Insecta; Hemiptera; Delphacidae
Exons: 2
Coding region: 158-562 (134 amino acids)
Source: RefSeq, a predicted model, not a curated record
CGUGCUAGUGUAGCAGGUGCAAUGGCUAUUGGCAUAGGCCAUUCUCAGCUUGAGGAGUUUUUUUUCUGCAAUUGAAGUUCCAUCAAUCUCAUAUACGACAUACUCCAAGCACCAUGACCAAGUCUCUAAAGGAUGGGAAGCAGCGGCUCUGAAGGAAAUGGAAGAAGCAGCAAAAGAAGAGAUAAGGAUAGCUGUAGAGGAGGGCAGUGUUACACCGGAUGGCACCCCGAUCCUGACUGUGAUAGCAGAUGGUGGCUGGGCAAAGAGAUCCUAUCGUAGUAACUACAAUUCCUUGUCAGGAGUGGCUGCUAUCGUAGGAUCGCACACCAAGAAGGUGAUCUUCAUGGGAGUACGCAAUAAGUACUGCACCAUCUGUGCUCGAGCAGAUUCCAGUCAUUACCUGCUUCCCAGCAUUCCUGCUUCAAGAACUGGGCAGGCAGUUCAUCCAGCAUGGAAGCUGACAUUAUUUUGGAGGGGUUCUGCAAGAGUAAGGAGAUGUAUGGCUGUAUUUAUGGCAUCAUUGUUGCGGAUGGUGACUCAAAUGUGUAUAAUAAACUUCUAG